Messenger RNA from Acanthosepion pharaonis, 1092 nucleotides. NCBI's taxonomy places the organism in Eukaryota, Metazoa, Mollusca, Cephalopoda, Sepiida, Sepiidae. The record is from the annotation of a GenBank genome assembly.
AUGACCCAACAUGAGAAGGUCGAAUUUAGAAUUUUUCAAUGGCACCCCAGUAUCUACCUCCUUGUUAGACUCUUUCUUUCCUACCAUCUCUUUUUCUCUUUUCCAUGUAAUUUUUAUCUCUCUAUCUUUCAAUGCCGUCCCCCCCUCUCUCUCUCUCCCUCUCUCUCUCUCUCACUCAGUUUCCAUCUCUUCUCCUUAUUUCUCCUUUCUCUUCUUUUUUCAUUUGGCUUUUACGUCAUACUAAAAACGGGACUGUUGAAAAUCUAUCCAACAUCCUCGUGUUUCCAUUUCACUCUCUCAAACUCUUAUAAACUCCGUCUCCAUUCUCUCUUUAUUUUCUCUUAUUUUUUUUUAUCUCAUUGUCAAUUUCUUACCCUCUCUUUUCAAUCUUCUGCCACACGAUUUUUCUUCUUCUUUUCCUCUUUUUUUUCUCUCCCUUUCACCUUUCUUUUGGCUUCAAGUUUUCCUCUGUGCAAUUUCCUGAUGAUUUCUUUGUUGGAAAACAGGAAACAACCUUUUCUUUUACUUCCUCUUUUCUUAGAAAUUCUCUCCGUUUGUCUUUUACACUUCACUCUCACGCCAUCUCCCACUCUUUCUUACACUCUCUCACCUUUUUUUCUGUCAAAUUUUCAUUUUCCUUCACACUAUUCCUUCUCUUUUUCUUCUUCUUUCACUCUCUCACCUUUCCAUUCAAAUUUUCUUCUUUUCUCUUUCAAAUUCCUUUUUCACACGCCACCUCUCACUCUUUCUUACACACUCUCAAUUUUUCUUUCAAAUUUUCUUUUUCCUUCAUACCCCUCUCUUCUUCUUACACUCUCCCACCUUUCAUUUCAAAUGUUCUUUCGCACUCUCUCGCUUUCUUACACUCACUUCCUUUUUCUUUCAAAUUUUCUCCUUCUCUCUUUCACACUCCUCUUCCUCCCCUUCCUUCAUUCCCUCGUCUUUUCUUACAAAAUUUUCCUUUCUCUUUCCAAUACGCUCUUCUCUUUCUCUCCCAUGCUCUCCUCUCUUCCUCUCUCUUUUCGAUUCUCUCUUUCUCUCCCUCUCUCUAUCUAUCUACCCUCCAUUGGACAUUAUGCUUUUUUUUCUUGA